Messenger RNA from Sphenostylis stenocarpa, 393 nucleotides. Lineage: Eukaryota; Viridiplantae; Streptophyta; Magnoliopsida; Fabales; Fabaceae. The record is from the annotation of a GenBank genome assembly.
AUGGCUGUGCAUGAUGACUGCAAAUUGAAGUUCCAGGAGCUUAAAGCAAGGCGGAUCUACCGAUUCAUUACGUUCAAAAUUGAGCAGCAACAAGUUGUGGUUGACAAAAUAGGGGGACCGACAGAAAGCUAUGAAGAUUUUCAGGCCAGUUUGCCAUCUGAUGAGUGUCGUUAUGCCGUCUAUGAUUUUGAUUUCACAACCGAUGAGAAUUGCCAGAAAAGCAAGAUCUUCUUCGUUGCAUGGGCACCGGACACUUCAAAGGUGAGGAUGAAGAUGGUGUAUGCAAGUUCCAAGGAUAGGUUCAAGAGGGAACUGGACGGCAUUCAAGUCGAACUGCAAGCAACUGAUCCAAGUGAGAUGAGCUUGGACACUGUAAAAGCGCGUGCCCUCUAA